AUGCGGCCCAAGAGCCAGAUCCUCGGCUUCAUCGCUCGGUUUGUUGGGUUCUUUGUGUACUGCAUGUCUCUCACCGUUCUUCUCCCCCAUUUGGCCGGGAGGGAUAUGGACCUCUUCCCUGCAUCGCCCGGAAAGAAUGCGACGUCCAUUUGGGUGGAGGCUCUUGUUACAACGGGGGUCGUCUUCCUGCUGGCACACGGCCUCAUCGGUGAAUGUCUGUGCCUUCUGACGGCGUAUCCUGUCGGGCUACUCGAACACAUCCGCGGCAACACAUGCGAGCCCGCACUUCCAAAAUACUGCCGGGAAACAGCACAAGCACUGCAACGACUACGAAACGGCGAUGGCUUUGACGCAAGCAAGCCGACGUCCGAAAGCAAGCGUCAGCUAAGCAGAGGUGGAAGCCACCAUCAAUUCAACUCCAUCGAAUUCUUCUUUGAAAUCUUCUCGCUCGAACUCCAGCUCGAGUUCGCAACGCAGACCAUGAGAGUACAAACACCCUCUACAAUCCCAUAUCACGUUAUUUACAAUCUGCGGAACCACUUUGAGAACUUGGUCGACCUCGGAAACAUCGACGAAUGUCGGGCACCCAUCAUUCGGGAGAACAUCGACAUUCUCGCGCAGUCGGGGCGGGAAUGCGCAGUAUUUGCCUUCACCGACGUCAUUCCGCUGGAGUCUCUCUGUUUUGUCUACAUGGCCGGCUGGCUCAUUGCGUUAUAUGUUCCGGUCCAGCAUUGCAAUUGGUUUGUGCAAAAACCCCCAUUGGAGCUGGAACUAAGCAGCCAGCCGGUCCCAACUUUAGCCAUGCUUGCGGCCAUGGCUGCGUUAUCGACUUCAUGCUCCAUGUUGACUACAAUCCUCUCACAGAUGUGGAGGCUGUGGGAUCCGUUUAGGAAAGGGACCAACACAUAUGGAUGGACGUUGGGCAUUGCAACGGAGAUUGACGACUUGCUCAAUGAGUUUGACGAGUACGACGCCAAGGAACUUCUUCGCAAGCAUUCAUACAUGGACCCAUCGGCUUACCUGGACGACAUGAAGUACGACGGUGGAUCUACACAGCCCGGCUCACAUGCCCAAACAGUCUGA
Molecule: messenger RNA, 1083 nt
Organism: Purpureocillium takamizusanense
Lineage: Eukaryota; Fungi; Ascomycota; Sordariomycetes; Hypocreales; Ophiocordycipitaceae
Exons: 3
Coding region: 1-1083 (360 amino acids)
Source: RefSeq, a predicted model, not a curated record